Molecule: messenger RNA, 1946 nt
Organism: Aspergillus uvarum CBS 121591
Lineage: Eukaryota; Fungi; Ascomycota; Eurotiomycetes; Eurotiales; Aspergillaceae
Exons: 2
Coding region: 449-1816 (455 amino acids)
Source: RefSeq, a predicted model, not a curated record
CGCGAACUUUUCUAUCAACCACGGUGUGAUGGUGAGUGUGGCUCGUCGUUUCGUCGAAGAAAUACAAAGAUGGUCAGAUGACUUCAGCAUGUAAGAUGAAUCUCAGAGGUUGUGGCACCUUAUGUUACGCAUGUAUGGUUUAGUUGUCACAUUGAGCACGGUUCAAGCGUAACUGUUUUGAGAACUGAUACUGUAACAGCACAUGUGAUCAAGCCAAUUAAUGCUAACUACGACCCGCAGUUUGUUGGGCAUGAAUGCAUGUGGCCACAUCGUAUCUGCGAGACUGUCAUCGCCAAUACCGGUAAAAGGCAUCUUACUUGUGAGUCAAAAACAUGAUAAUCAGCAGGACUAACUUCAGAUUUAUCUUGCUUGAACCCCCAGGUCAAUGCUUCCAAAACGUAUCAUCAAGAUAGUUUCCAGUGUUGAGACCUCGCAACGAACAAACAUCAUGGACCGAGCAACACACAUAAUCGACCCGGACGGGGAAGUUAUAAUAGUUCUACAAAAUCCCAAUGCCCCUUUUGCAAUACUAGGUGAAGCUAUAACCAGCGACAAUCUUGCAUAUACCUUUCCCGGACCGAGCAAUGGAAUUCAGGACUCCGCGGAAAGGUUAGAAGCCUUGAGAAAUGAACCGCCUGAAACUCUCAGAAAGAGGAAGAAACAUAAGAAGAAGAAAGGGUCUACUUCUGGAUGGCGUGCUGUUCACAAUACAUCAGAAUCUAUACACCCAUCAAGCGAAGAGUCUGCUCCUGGGUGGCUCGCGGCCGAAAUACCCGUCGCAGAGCCCAGUGAACAAUCCGCUGAACAACCCGCUGAUGAACUGGCUGAACAAUUCAUUGAACAACCCGCUGAUGAACUCGCUGAACAACCCGCUGAACAAUCCGCUGAUGAACCCGUUGAAGAACCUGUUGACGAACCCGUUGACGAACCUGCCGAAGGACCUGCCGAGAUUGCGGUCACUGAACAGUUGGAGGAAGAGUGCUUCCGCAUCCAAGUCUCCGCGAAACAUUUGAUCCUCGCCUCCUCAGUCUUUAGAAGAUUACUCACUGGUGGGUGGAAAGAAAGCAUAAACUAUCUACAAAAAGGCUCAGUGGAAAUCACUGCAGAUAGUUGGGAUGUCGACGCGCUCUUAAUUAUGCUUCGCAUUAUACAUUGUCAGUCCCGUCAAAUACCGCGUAAAUUGACCCUUGAGAUGCUCGCGAAAGUUGCUGUUUUGACCGACUACUACAACUGCAGGGAGGCUGUGGUCUUUUUCGCAGAUACAUGGAUUGACGCUCUGGAUGAUUUUAUUCCCGCAACAUACUCUAGGAAUUCGAUUCUCUGGCUAUGGGUUGCCUGGUAUUUCAACCUCCCCGCCAAGUUUAAAGAAGCCAGCUCAAGUGCUAUGUCUUCAAGUAACGGCUGGAUUGAUAAUAUCGGGCUUCCAAUUCCCGACAAAAUCAUUAGAUCGAUGAAUGAUAAAAGACAGGAAGCAAUUGCCGGCCUUAUCCUUCGACUUGAAGAAACGCGCGAUGAACUCCAAAACGGCAGUAAAGGGUGUGGCUUCGAAUGCAGCUCAAUCAUGUACGGGGCGCUGACAAGAGAAAUGCAUUUGAAUGAUCUGUUCUGGCUAAGGCCUGUAGCUCCUUUCCCGGAUUUGAGCUACAGAUCCCUUGUGCAGAAAGUGUUAUCGUUCAGAUCGCCGGUAUGGUACGGUCCCACAUCGUAUCGAUCUAAUUACCGCCACAAUUGUGUUUCUUCCACAUUCGAACUGCUUUUUGGCGUGUUGGAAGAUACAAUUGAAGGCCAGGACCUGAAUGAUUCUGUCAAUAUGUAGUAAAGGAACUGCCGAACUUUAUCUUGUCGUUGAUAGUUUGUCGCCUACCGAAACAAGAGCAUUCCUGUCCAGCCAGUCGCUGGUUGAUGUAGUAGAGAUAUUUGCAGAUGCGAUGAUGGAGACGAAAGCG